GGAGAGCAGCGCACCGGCAUGGGCAGGCGGCCGGCGGCGGAGGGCGGCUGAGGGCUGCUGAGGGUACGCGCAGCGGCCUCUCGUCGCCCUGCACGUGCCUCGCCAGGCAGUGCGCCUGCUCGCAGCGAGGACCUAGCCCUCUGGUUGCAGAGACCCGGUGCCGCAGCAGCGGCGGGUGGCUGUCGCUGCCCUGCCCUGCACGGGGCAGGGCGGAGCGGGCUGAGCAGCCCGGGCGCGAUGCGUUGAGCGCUCGGAGGGCCAACCGCCGGUCCCCUUGGCGGCAACCGGCGGCACCCAUGGAACCACUGGGCAACUGGAGGAGCCUGCGGGCGCCACUGCCUCCGAUGCUGUUGCUGCUGCUCCUGCAGGUGGCGGGGCCCGUGGGCGCCCUGGCGGAGACCUUGCUGAACGCGCCGAGGGCCAUGGGCACCAGUUCCAGCCCGCCUAGCCCUGCGAGCGUGGUGGCUCCCGGAACGACGCUGUUCGAGGAGAGCCGGCUGCCUGUGUUUACGCUGGAUUACCCCCACGUGCAGAUCCCCUUCGAGAUCACCCUUUGGAUCCUGCUGGCCUCCCUGGCCAAGAUUGGCUUCCAUCUGUAUCACAAGUUGCCCACAAUAGUGCCUGAGAGCUGCCUUCUUAUAAUGGUUGGACUUCUACUAGGUGGGAUUAUUUUUGGUGUUGAUGAGAAGUCUCCCCCUGCAAUGAAGACUGAUGUAUUUUUCUUGUACCUCCUCCCACCCAUCGUGCUGGAUGCCGGCUAUUUCAUGCCCACUCGCCCAUUCUUUGAGAACAUUGGCACGAUUUUCUGGUAUGCUGUGGUAGGGACACUUUGGAAUUCCAUUGGCAUUGGGGUGUCUUUGUUUGGUAUCUGCCAGAUCGAAGCAUUCGGCCUCAGCGACAUCACUUUGCUCCAGAACCUGCUCUUUGGCAGCUUAAUCUCAGCUGUCGAUCCUGUGGCUGUGCUUGCUGUCUUUGAGAACAUUCACGUCAAUGAGCAGCUCUACAUCCUGGUCUUUGGAGAGUCCCUGCUGAAUGAUGCAGUAACAGUGGUCCUGUACAACUUGUUCAAGUCGUUUUGCCAGAUGAAAACCAUUGAGACCAUUGAUGUGUUUGCAGGAAUCGCCAACUUCUUUGUUGUGGGAAUCGGUGGGGUGCUGAUUGGCAUCUUCUUGGGCUUUAUAGCGGCAUUUACUACUCGAUUCACCCAUAAUAUCCGAGUGAUCGAGCCACUGUUUGUUUUCCUGUACAGUUAUUUGUCCUACAUCACAGCUGAAAUGUUUCACCUCUCAGGCAUCAUGGCAAUCACUGCUUGUGCAAUGACUAUGAAUAAGUACGUAGAAGAAAAUGUAUCUCAGAAAUCCUACACGACCAUCAAGUACUUCAUGAAGAUGCUGAGCAGUGUCAGCGAAACCUUGAUCUUCAUCUUCAUGGGUGUGUCUACCGUGGGCAAGAACCACGAGUGGAACUGGGCCUUCGUCUGCUUCACCCUGGCCUUCUGCCUCAUGUGGCGAGCCCUGGGUGUUUUUGUCCUGACUCAGGUCAUUAAUAGGUUCCGGACCAUUCCCCUGACCUUUAAGGACCAGUUCAUCAUUGCCUAUGGAGGACUUCGAGGUGCCAUCUGUUUUGCGUUAGUGUUUCUCCUUCCUGCUGCUGUGUUUCCUCGGAAAAAAUUGUUUAUUACGGCUGCCAUUGUUGUCAUAUUCUUUACUGUCUUCAUUCUGGGAAUAACUAUUCGACCACUGGUGGAGUUUCUUGAUGUCAAGAGGUCCAAUAAGAAACAACAAGCUGUCAGUGAAGAAAUCUAUUGUCGGUUGUUUGAUCAUGUGAAGACUGGAAUUGAAGAUGUUUGUGGACAUUGGGGUCACAACUUUUGGAGAGACAAGUUUAAGAAGUUUGAUGAUAAAUAUCUGCGGAAGCUUUUGAUUCGGGAAAACCAACCAAAGUCAAGUAUUGUAUCUUUAUAUAAAAAGCUUGAAAUAAAACAUGCCAUUGAGAUGGCAGAGACUGGGAUGAUAAGUACUGUCCCUACAUUUGCAUCUCUAAAUGAUUGUCGUGAAGAAAAAAUAAGGAAGGUCACGUCCAGUGAAACUGAUGAAAUUCGAGAACUCUUAUCAAGAAAUCUCUAUCAAAUCCGUCAGCGAACUUUAUCCUACAACAGACACAGUCUGACAGCCGACACAAGUGAGAGACAAGCCAAGGAGAUUCUGAUUCGCCGGCGACACAGUUUGCGAGAAAGCAUUAGGAAGGACAGCAGCUUGAAUCGAGAACACAGGGCUUCCACUUCAACCUCCCGAUAUUUAUCCUUACCUAAAAAUACGAAGCUUCCAGAAAAGCUACAAAAGAGGAGGACUAUUUCUAUUGCAGAUGGCAAUAGCAGCGACUCAGACGCAGAUGCCGGGACCACCGUGCUCAAUUUGCAGCCCAGAGCCAGGCGCUUCUUGCCAGAACAGUUCUCCAAGAAAUCCCCCCAGUCCUAUAAAAUGGAAUGGAAGAAUGAGGUAGAUGUUGAUUCUGGCCGAGAUAUGCCCAGCACCCCCCCAACACCCCACAGCAGAGAAAAGGGCACCCAGACGUCAGGCUUACUACAGCAGCCCCUUCUCUCUAAAGACCAGUCUGGCUCAGAGAGGGAAGACAGUUUGACUGAAGGCAUCCCGCCCAAGCCGCCACCACGGCUGGUCUGGAGGGCAUCGGAACCUGGAAGCCGGAAAGCCCGAUUUGGGAGUGAGAAGCCUUAAGAGAAGCAGCGAAAGCAGAUCUGAGUGUCUGACCCAGGACAGCUGUGGUUUGUCACUCUGAAACCUGAUGCAACAGUGGAAUCCAUGUAAAACUCUCUGUGCAUCUAAAUACUUCUGGAGGGCGACAGAUUCAUGCCACGGAUAAAUGAGGCAAAUCCGAAGAAAAGGAAAAUCGAAUAAAAAAUAGUCCCACAAAAUACCUUUUGUGACUAAUGGGUAGCAAUCGUAUUAUUUGCUGGCCUGAAGAGAAAAAAUGGUAAUGUGUGCCUUUAUUGAACUUGAAUGACAGAACUUGAAAUUUUUAACACAUCCUUCUUGGUGAAGAUUUUAAUAUAUUACUUAUAUGCUUCAAAUUUUAUUUAUGAAAAAAUAUGUAUAUCUGUAAUCAGUUGUUAAGUGAAUGGCACUAAAAGUAUCGAGAACAGCUUUCUUUCCCAGGGGUGAAGGAUGGCGCUCGGGGGUGACUCCUAAGCUCAGCGUGGAAGCUUUUCCCUGUCCUGACCCGAUGGAGCAGCCGGUAAGUGAAGAGCACAGCUGGAAGCAGAGACACCUUAUGACUCAAACUGGGCAAACAAUCGGAACGUCAUGCAGAAGGAAUGGCCUGACUCCUGCAGUGCAGAUUGGAGGCCCCAGAACUCCUAUGAACUACUGAGAGUCUACUGGUUUUUAACUUGUUCCUCUGUCUACUGUGUGUUUGGGGGUGACAUCUAAAUUCCAUUUCUUCUUCUUGUUUAAAUGGUGCAGAGAGAAAGGUUGCCCAGACAUCCACCAGCUUACUGUGUUGACAGAUUUGGGAGCAGCUUUUGAUGAAGUUCCACCCAUGAGGGUCCAUGUGGCAAGUAGGGCCACAGGGCAGCACCUGGUUACAACUUGCUGGUGGGUUUUAUGUUGUGCAAUACUAGGAGGAGGAGGCAGGUGAUCUAUGCUGAUCUAUGAUCACCUGCUUCAGUAGAAUUUUUCUGUAGAGUGUUGUUUGAAUUUUGAGCCUCCAGGUUAGAGGCUCCAAGCAGACAAAGAAGAAAGUUUGUAGACACAAUAUUCUAACAUUGCACAAGUUGAUGAGAUAUCAAGUUUUGAAUAUUAUUCAGGAAGCACUUUGGAGAAUGUGGGAGUCCUACUGUUUUGCACUAGUCUGUAAUUUGUUACCUCUCCCCAUUCGAUAAUAUAGUAACUCAGAAUUUUCAUAUAAAAUUGAAUUCUACUCAUUAGAGUACUUUUUAAAAGUACAGCAGAAAGAAAAGAAGUGGAACAUAAGCAUUCAAGAUUAAUAUUUGAUUCUCUAUCUCUUAACUGUAGAUUUUAUUGGCCUGUUUUUUUUUUCUAAAUAAUUCUUUAAAACUUGACUGGAACAUGCCUCUGCAUUUCUGAGUGUAGAAAUUAAAUGAAGCCACUCACAGUCCUUUGAUUUCCCACUGAAGAUACCCCAAAGGAUGCAAGUGCCUACAGUAUUAUCAGGAGGAGAACAUGAAAAUAUUAAGACAAAAAUCCUCAGCAGUUGUUCUCCACCCCUUCUCCACCUCCACCAGCAAGGAGAAGUCAAUCUACACUUUUUUCUCAUGUUCUAAAGUCUUAGAAUACUGCUGGAUUGUUGAGCAUGAGACAGAGCAAAGGUUAGAUACACAAGGUACAAGUUCAUAGGAGCACAAUUCCUUGAUUCAGGGAAAGUAGCACAGAAUGCAAUUUGAAAACUACAGGCUUAGGACUCUGUGCCAAAAAUCUCUAUUUUAAAUGAAAAUAUUUAUAUAAAAAUACAUUUAUUCUGCUUAACACAAAUUAAAACUGACAUAAAAUUUUAUGAUAAUAACAUGAUUCAAGAAAUGUGAUGUAGAUUUUUGAGAAUGCCAAAAAUCAGGUUUCAGAAAAGCUACAGUAUGAAAUCUGAAAAGCAACAGAAAUUGAAAGUGACCUUAAAGAAUAAAUUUCCUAAUUUUUCCCAGUUUCCUAUGUUUAUAACUAUUAUAAAGAGUUUAACUUUCUGGAACUGAAGGAGAAAACAUGAAAAUGUUUAUAUUGCUUCUUGUUAAGCAGGUAGACCAAAUUCCGCUUUCAGUAAUUCAUCCAUACAGAAUUUGGAUGACUAUGUAUAAAGGAAAACUUAAAUCUUAAUUAUUAUCAGUUUAAAUUUUUUUUGUUUGUUGAAUGACAAAGGCAAUAAAAAUAAAUUUGACUUUAGCUUUUUUUCUAUACUUUCCUCUUUUUGUAAUUCUUAAAUUCUAGUCACUAGUCAUUAUGAGAGUAUUGACUAAAUAUUUUCACAAUCUAAAUAUUGUCACAAUCUAAAUUUCUGUAGUAGAGAGAGCCGUAGCCCUUUGUAAAGGCUUUCGUUCGUCCAAACAACACUUGAUCCAACCAAAGUUCCAAUGUGACUGUGGAUCUUUGAUAGGUCUUUGGUGUUGGUUGUAACAAAAUUUGAUUUGAACUACCUAUAAAUGAAAAGUCGGGGUUUAUUACUUUAUAUGUAAUGCUGAGAGGAGACUGUUGGGAACAGUUAUGUCAAUGAGCAAACUAGAAAUUGGCUUCAAAGUCUAAUACUUUUAAAAGCAUGUGUUUUGUGUAUAUGCUCACAAAAUGUCUGUGAAGAGAUUUCUUUCAGCUUUUGCUCAGCUUUAUGGUGGGGUGUACUGUUUUAUCUGGGCGGUGAGGGUAUUGAUUUACAUAAAAACUGUAGACAAACACAGUACGAGUCUCAGCACGUUUUGCAUUUAUUGUACUGCCCAAAUUGUUUUUAUGUUAAAAGUCACGUUUCAUAAUCUGCAAUAUUUUUGUCAAAGUGCACACUGUACUUUCUUCUUAAAAACGUGAUUAAAGAGAUCACUUUGUCCGGAUGAAGCAGCUGUUGGCAUUAUCCGCUGAGGCUUGAACACCA
Homo sapiens (human) is the source of this 5601-nucleotide messenger RNA. RefSeq names its product solute carrier family 9 member A2 (gene SLC9A2). Gene Ontology annotation, cellular component: membrane; apical plasma membrane. The record is from RefSeq and is marked reviewed. Bases 297 to 2735 code for a protein of 812 amino acids. Gene Ontology annotation, molecular function: antiporter activity; sodium:proton antiporter activity. The transcript is spliced from 12 exons. Gene Ontology annotation, biological process: regulation of pH; monoatomic cation transport; transmembrane transport. NCBI's taxonomy places the organism in Eukaryota, Metazoa, Chordata, Mammalia, Primates, Hominidae.